Molecule: messenger RNA, 2003 nt
Organism: Raphanus sativus (radish)
Lineage: Eukaryota; Viridiplantae; Streptophyta; Magnoliopsida; Brassicales; Brassicaceae
Product: patellin-1-like
Exons: 4
Coding region: 80-1762 (560 amino acids)
Molecular function (GO): lipid binding
Source: RefSeq, a predicted model, not a curated record
CUCCUCUCUCUCUCUCCCCACAAAACACAUAUUCUCUCUCUCUCUCUGCUUUCUUUUCUUGAAAUUCAAGAACUAAGAAAUGGCUCAAGAGGAGGCGCAGAAAUCAGCUGAUGUUGUGGUUGUCUCAACGGAGAAACCAAUGACUGAUAAGGAGGUUACGGUUCCUGCUCCAGUGCCUGAGAAGGAGGUGACUCCUCCUGUUGCUUCUGAGGAGAAGGAUGAGAAGGUGACCGUAGAGGCUGAGGCAGAGAAACCUGCUCCUGUGAAAGAAGAAGAAGAGACGGUUGUAGCUGAGAAAGUGGUUGUUCCUACCCCUGAGGAGCUUGAGAAGAAGGCGCUUGAGGAGUUCAAGGAGCUCGUGAGGGAGGCUUUGAACAAACGUGAAUUCACUGCUCCCGCGCCGACUCAGGUGAAAGAAGAGAAACCAGAGGAGAAGAAACCGGCGGAGGAAUCUAAAGAAGAAGAGAAAACAGAGGAGAAGAAGGAAGAAGAAGCCGUCAAGACCGAGGAGAAACCAUCAGAACCCGCGGCGGCGGCUCCGGCUGAGACCAAGCCGGAGGAGAAAGAAGCUGUGCCAGUAACCACCGAGAAAGCCUCUGGUGCUGAAGAAGACGGAACCAAGACCGUGGAAGCAAUCGAAGAGUCCAUCGUCUCCGUCACUCCUCAAGAAUCCGCCGCACCUGUCGUCGUAGAGACCACCGUCGUGGUCGCCGAGGCGGAGCCUGUGGAGCCAGAGGAAGUCUCCAUAUACGGAGUUCCCCUCCUCCAAGACGAGAGAUCCGACGUGAUCCUCCUGAAGUUCCUCCGGGCGAGAGACUUCAAGGUCAAGGAAGCCUUGACGAUGCUGAAAAACACAGUCCAGUGGCGCAAGGAAAACAAAAUCGACGAGCUCGUCGUCGAAGCCGCGGGAGAAGAGGCCAGCGAGUUCGAGAAGAUGGUGUUCGCUCACGGCGUGGACAAGGAAGGUCACGUCGUGAUCUACAGCUCAUACGGGGAGUUUCAGAACAAGGAGCUAUUCUCCGACAAGGAGAAGCUUAACAAGUUCCUUAACUGGAGGAUUCAGCUACAAGAGAAGUGUGUGAGAGCUCUUGAUUUCAGCAGCCCUGACGCUAAAUCUUCGUUCGUGUUCGUCAGUGACUUCAGGAACGCUCCUGGACUCGGCAAGAGAGCCCUGUGGCAGUUCAUCAGACGUGCCGUCAAGCAGUUCGAAGACAACUAUCCCGAGUUCGCCACUAGAGAGUUGUUCAUUAAUGUCCCAUGGUGGUACAUUCCUUAUUACAAAACAUUCGGAUCUAUCAUCACAUCGCCAAGGACUAGAAGCAAGAUGGUCCUUGCUGGUCCAUCCAAGUCUGUUGACACCAUUUUCAAAUACAUCUCUCCUGAACAAGUCCCGGUUAAGUAUGGCGGACUUAGCAAUGAUCUUUCUUUAACCACUGGCGACACUGUCACCGAAGCCAUUGUUAAACCAGCAGCUAAAUACACCAUAGAGUUGCCUGCUUCUGAGGCUUGCACACUCUCGUGGGAGCUUAGGGUUUUGGGUGCAGAUGUGAGCUAUGGGGCUCAGUUUGAACCGACCGCAGAGGGAAGCUAUGUUGUGAUUGUUUCUAAAAACCGUAAGAUUGGGUUAACUGAUGAGCCGGUGAUAACCGAUUCAUUUAAGGUGGGUGAACCAGGGAAAAUUGUGAUCACAAUCGAUAACCAGACUUCCAAGAAGAAGAAAGUGCUUUACAGGUUCAAAACGCAACCAAGGUCUGAUCUUUGAAAUCAUAUCCGAGACCAUAUAUCACUUGCCACAACCCAAAUCUAACGAGGAAGUUUUUUGGGAGAACAAAUUUUUAAUUAAUUUAAUUAGUUUCUUAUUUGAUAUGUAAUUUUGAAAUCUCAAAGCUGGUUGUGUGUUUGCUGGAAUUGUUUGCUUUGUUUUCAGUAUUGGGAUUGUUUUGAGUGUGGAGAAUAUGUGAUUAAAAUCCAAAAGCAAAAGAAAAAUAAACUUUGUUUCAUUA